AAUUCCUCUCUGUUUCUGGAUAUGCAUUUUUGUGCACAGACUUUUCUGCCUUGGGCCUCUUUUGUCAGAUAUUGCUCAUCUGUGAGUUGAGGUCCUGAGUCCCUUCCCACAAAAGGAAGAGUCAUCUCUCUCUGAAGAUGAACUCAACGGACCACCUUCAGGAUGCUUCCAACACCACUUUGCUACACGUGCCUCGCUCCCAGGGAGGAAACAGCACUGUUCUCCAAGGGGACCUCCAGGACCUCAUCCACACGGCCACCUUGGUGACCUGCACCUUUUUACUUGCAAUCAUCUUCUGCCUGGGCUCUUACGGCAACUUCAUUGUCUUCUUGUCCUUCUUUGAUCCAGCCUUUAGGAAAUUCAGAACCAACUUUGAUUUCAUGAUCCUGAACCUGUCCUUCUGCGACCUUUUCAUUUGUUGUGUGACGGCCCCUAUGUUCACCUUUGUGUUGUUCUUCAGCUCGGCCAGUGGCAUACCAGAUGCUUUCUGUUUCACCUUCCAUCUCACCAGUUCAGGCUUCAUCAUCAUGUCUCUCAAGACCGUGGCGGUGAUCGCCCUGCACCGGCUCCGCAUGGUAUUGGGGAAGCAGCCAAACCGCACGGCCUCCUUUCUGUGCACUCUGCUCCUCACUUUGCUCCUCUGGGCCACCAGCUUUACCCUCGCCACCUUGGCCACCCUGAAAACCAGCAAGUCUCACCUCUGCCUUCCCAUGUCCAGUCUGAUUGCCAGAGAAGGGAAAGCCAUCCUGUCUCUCUACGUGGUCGACUUCACCUUUUGUGUUGCCGUGGUCUCUGUGUCUUACAUCAUGAUUGCUCAGACCCUGCGGAAAAACGCUCAAGUCAGAAAGUGUCCUCCAGUCAUCACAGUGGAUGCUUCCAGACCACAGCCUUUCAUGGGGGCCUCCGGGAAGGGAGGUGGAGAUCCCAUUCAGUGUACCAUGCCGGCCCUGUAUAGGAACCAGAAUUAUAACAAACUGCAGCACGUCCAGACUCAUGGAUACACCAAGAGCCCCAACCAGCUGCCCACCCCUGUGGCCAGCCGGCUCCAGCUGGUGUCUGCUGUCAAUCUCUCCACAGCGAAGGACUCCAAAGCGGUGGUCACCUGUGUGAUCAUUGUGCUGUCCGUCCUGGUGUGCUGUCUUCCACUGGGGAUUUCCUUGGUGCAGGUGGUUCUGUCCAGCAACGGGAGCUUCAUCCUUUACCAGUUUGAACUGUUUGGUUUUACCCUUAUAUUUUUCAAGUCAGGAUUAAACCCUUUUAUAUAUUCUCGGAACAGCGCAGGGCUAAGAAGGAAAGUGCUCUGGUGCCUCCAAUAUAUAGGCCUAAGUUUUUUCUGCUGCAAACAGAAGACUCGACUUCGAGCCAUGGGAAAAGGGAAUCUCGAAGUCAACAGAAACAAAUCCUCCCAUCAUGAAACAAACUCUGCCUAUAUGUUGUCCCCAAAGCCCCAGAAGAAAUUUGUGGACCAGGCUUGUGGCCCAAGUCAUUCCAAGGAAAGCGUGGUCAGUCCCAGGAUGUCUGCUGGACAGCAACACUAUGGUCAGAGCAGCUCCACCCCCAUCAACACUCGGAUUGAACCAUACUACAGUAUCUAUAACAGUAGCCCGUCCCAGGAAGAGAGCAUCCCACACAACUUACAGCCAGUAAACUCUUUCGGAUUUGCCACUUCAUAUAUUGCCAUGCAUUAUCACACCACUAACGAUCUAAUGCAAGAAUAUGACAGUACUUCAGUCAAGCAGAUUCCAGUCCCCUCCGUUUAGAGUCGUGGAGGCUGGAGAAUCUUAUGUAAACUGUUUUUGUUUCUGAUACUAACUGAAUUUUAAAAAAUUUUGUGAGAGCAGUGGUACAUCAAAACUUAAAGACCUAGACAGUUGACACUUAGGAUUUUCUUUCUUCUCAAGUAAUAGCAUCUUUUGACUUGCUCUGUGGUUUCUUGACACUUUAAGAGUUGGUAUAAAUGUUUAUUAGAUUUUUUUUACCCUGACCUGUGCUCCAAUCUUUUGUACUAAACUUUUAAACAGAUGCCAGGAAAUGAUCAUGCUACUCUACUAAAGUAGGGAACGAAGUGAUUAUGAUCAUUUGAGUCAAUGCUAUGUGUCUGGAGUAAAUAUGAGCUGGAUUUUGUUUUUUUGUU
Messenger RNA from Phacochoerus africanus (Common warthog), 2134 nucleotides. It is a transcript of the gene GPR75, whose product is annotated as G protein-coupled receptor 75. Bases 138 to 1760 code for a protein of 540 amino acids. Gene Ontology annotation, molecular function: C-C chemokine receptor activity. Gene Ontology annotation, cellular component: membrane. NCBI's taxonomy places the organism in Eukaryota, Metazoa, Chordata, Mammalia, Artiodactyla, Suidae. The transcript has a single exon. Gene Ontology annotation, biological process: G protein-coupled receptor signaling pathway. The record is from RefSeq and is a predicted model, not a curated record.